GAUUCAUUUAAAACCCUUCCUCAACCUUCACCUUCAAGCAUCAGGCGCGCACUGGCAAUCAGCUCGUCUCCUAGAAAAUGUCACUCUGGGAUCGGUAUAACGAUCCUAGUCCAUGGCAAGUCGUCUUAGGGGCUUGACUCUUUUCGGUCUCUCGACUUGCACAUGAUAAGCCAUAACAAAUCACUGUGGUACAGCACGCUCAUGAUUCCAGCAUAUGUUGCUGCUGCAUCUGCCCUUCUUCUCUUGUUGCAUUUAAUAAUGCUAUCCAAGCCAGUCAAAAAGCUUUGGUCGCAUUUCAUGCCCCCCAAGACUGAGGAAGAACCCAGCAUUUUCUUCGACGAACCUACUAUAGCUGAUGGAUUUUUCUCUGAGGCUAAAGUAUUCAUUUCUCAACACGGUGGUUUGGUCAUUUUUGCAUACAAAUUUGCAAGAUUCAUUGGUUGUCUUGUGUUUUUGGGACUGUCGUUGGCUACUUUCAUAUUAGAUGAACGUGAGGAGCACGCAACAGAAGCCAACAAAUUGCUUGGACGAAAGCAUCGCAAGGCCCGUCACCCUGAUGGCUACAUUCCGUUUUCUCGCACUGAGUGGUUGCAAUUCGCCCUGUGCAUGACUGCUGCUUAUGCAUCCAUUCUCGGACUUGUUUCAGUCACUACCAAACCCCGAUGGAGCAGGUUGGUGUCCACCCACCUGGCUACUCUUCUAUUUGCAGUCUUUGCGGUGUUUGCGUACCGGGAUCUGUGGCCUCUUCUUACCUUUAAUAAACAACCCAAAGACCUUAAGGAAGGGGGCUUGUUGUGGGCAAAAGUAGUUGUCCUUUUUUUGUCAAGCAUCGUAUUCCCUCUCGUGAGCCCGAGACAAUAUAUUCCAGUAGACCCUGCAAACCCUACUGAGAGCCCUCAUCCCGAGCAAACUUCUUCCUGGCUGUCUAUGACGCUGUAUACCUGGCUGGACCCUAUUGUCUUCAAGGCGUAUCGAGUUCCCCACUUGUCCCAUGAAGAACUUCCUCCGCUGGCCGACUAUGAUCAUUCUAGAAAUCUCAAAAAGAAGAGCUUCCCCCAUCUUGACCCUUUCUCUGGCAGUCGGAGGCGACAUAUCUUCUUCGGGCUCAUGAAAACUUAUCGUGUUGAGUACAUAGUUUUGUCUCUUAUGAUCGUUCUUCAGGUGCUGGCAAAACUAGCCGCUCCGGUUGGAAUUAAUCAACUUCUGCUUUAUGUCGAAACGAAAGGCGAGGGUGCCGUGGUCCGUCCAUGGGUCUGGAUAUCUUGGCUGUUCUUUGGACCACUUGUCGGAUCCUUCGCAUGGCAAUGGUAUAUUUAUAUUGCGACACGUACACUCGUGCGCACGGAGGGUAUUCUCACGCAACUGGUCUUCGAGCACGCGCUCCGAAUCCGAAUGAAGGCCGAGCUCCCUGAUGACGGCAAGACAUCUAGGGAUGUCGACGAGACGCUGCAGGCAAGUUCCGAGACCAUAUCGACAUCUUCCACGAAAAAAGGCAAGCAAAAGUCUCAGGAAGAACCGGAAAUGCUGUACAUGCCAUUGCAAGUAGGCAUGUGCAUCUGGUUCUUGUACGAAAUUCUUGGCUGGAGUGCCUUUGUCGGCCUGGCUGUUAUGCUCAUCUUGUUCCCUCUGCCUGGGUACGUUGCCCAGAAGAUUCAAAACGUGCAGACGGAGAAAAUGAAGAAGGUCGGUCCUGGAUUUUUCGUAUAUCAGUCGAUGCUUAUUGCAACCCCAGACGGAUGCCCGGGUCCAGACCGUUACCGAAACUAUGAAUGUUCUGCGCAUGAUCAAGCUUUUCGGAUGGGAAGAGAAGAUAGACAAGAGGAUCAGCGAGAAACGAGAAGUAGAACUUGUCUGGACAUGGAAGACGAAGAUAUUAGAACUGAUAAACAACAUGUUGAACUUCGUGAUUCCCCUGUUUACCAUGAUGGCUUGUUACGCGACCUUCGUAUGUUGCAUUCGACCACAGGCAAAACUAGUUUCUUACCCUCUCUCCUAGACUCUCAUUAUGGGACAAAACCUAACUGGUCAGUGCUGUGGGUUCUGUUGCGACUUAUUGACAUAACAGUUAUUCCAGCUUCAAAGGUUUUUUCGUCGAUGACAAUCUUUGACAUCCUAAGAGACCAGCUCAGCAUUGUGUUCUUCACCAUUCCAAGAAUUACCCAAGCCAAAGUUUCGAUGGACCGUGUCAACAGUUUCUUGAAUGAGACAGAAUUAUUGGAUGCCUACGCACAGCAGGAUGAGGACAGAGCCCAGCUCUUUGUCCAGCCAGAGGACGAAUCUGACCUCAUCGGCUUCAGAGAUGCUGUUUUUGCCUGGUCCAAUGAAUCCGGCGGGUCGCUGACACCGUCGAAGCGCAAGUUCAGGCUUCGCAUCGAUGGCGAGGUGUACUUCCAACGCGGUGGUAUCAACCUUGUCGUCGGACCGACAGGUUCUGGGAAGACGUCAGUGCUUAUGGCUUUGCUUGGCGAGAUGCACUUCAUGCCCUCUGGUCCAAUGUCUUGGUUCAACCUUCCUCGCAAAGGAGGUGUAGCCUAUGCCGCGCAAGAGUCCUGGGUUCAGAAUGAGACCAUUCGGGACAACAUUCUUUUCGGCGCACCCUACGACGAGAUUCGAUACAAGAAUGUCUUACAUCAGUGUGCUCUGGAGCGUGACCUUACUCUGUUCGAAGCGGGUGACAAAACGGAAGUCGGAGAAAAGGGUCUUACGCUAAGUGGCGGUCAGAAGGCACGAAUCACCCUGGCAAGAGCUAUAUAUUCUUCGGCGCAAACGCUGUUGCUCGACGAUGUUUUGGCCGCUCUGGAUGUCCACACGUCCAAGUGGAUUGUAGACAAGUGUUUCGCUGGAGAUCUCGUCAGAGAUCGAACAGUCAUCCUUGUGACUCAUAAUGUUGCUAUGGCGAGCUCUGUAGCGCACUUCGUCGUGUCUCUGGGUUCCAACGGACGGAUUGUCAGCCAGGGAUCGAUAUCUGAAGCCAUUGCAAAGGACCACAAGUUUGCAGCGGAAAUGGCAAAAGAGCAGGAAGUCCUUGCUAAAGAGGCCGAGGUCGUCGACAACCCAGAAGAACCAAACGCCGAUGCAAAGAAGUCCGACGGCAAGUUGGUGAUGUCUGAGGAAAUCGCAGAGGGUCAUGUUUCCUGGCCAGCUUUCAAGCUCUACCUGGCCGGCUUGGGGGGGAACUAUCCGAUGACGUUCUGGGUCGUGUUCCUGGUUUUGGUGGCGUUGACGGACUUAGCCAGCACUGUGCAAACUUGGUAUCUUGGGUACUGGGCUUCUCAAUACGAAGAUCAUCUACCCUCAGAGGUCAAUGUUGUAUUCUAUCUCUCCGGAUACGCCUUGCUAAUGGUCGCUGGCUGUCUCAUGUAUGGGAUUGGGUAUUACAUGUACUAUUGGGGUUCAAUGCGGGCAUCACGAACCAUCCACAAGAAACUCGUCCAAUCUGUACUCGGCACAACGCUAAGAUGGCUAGACAUGACACCUACAUCUCGAGUCAUCACCCGGUGCACACAGGACAUAAGAGCCAUUGAUGGUCCGUUUGCACAAGGAAUUGGUUGGGUCGUUGAACUUUCAAUAACCAUGGUCGUGAAACUCGGAGCCGUCGUGUUCAUGACUCCUGUCUUCUUGGCGCCUGGUCUCUUUAUUGGCUUGCUAGGCGGAUGGAUCGGUCGCAUCUACAUGAAAGCUCAACUAUCAGUCAAGCGAGAGAUGAGCAAUGCGAAAGCACCGGUCCUUGGCCACUUCGGAGCUGCCAUCGCGGGACUUACAUCGAUUCGUGCAUAUGGCGCAGAGGAUGCAUUCAAACAAGAAUCUCUCGACCGCAUCGACCGUUACACCAAAUCAGGGCGCGUAUUCUAUAACUUGAAUCGUUGGGUUUGUGUCCGUAUCGAUGCUAUCGGCGCUGCGUUCUCGGCUGGCCUUGCCGCUUAUCUUGUCUAUGGUCAUGGAAUGCAGGAGGCGUCGAAUAUUGGGUUCUCUCUGAACAUGGCAGUCGGUUUCAGUUCGAUGAUCCUUUGGUGGGUUCGUAUCCUCAACGAAGUGGAAGUCAGCGGUAAUAGUUUGGAGCGGAUUGAUAGUUAUAUCAAGAUUGAACAAGAGCCUAAGCCUACCACAGACGGCCACCCGCCUGCGUACUGGCCUGCAAGCGGUGAUCUCCGCGUAGAAAACCUGUCGGCCCGCUACUCAUCGGAUGGGCCAAAAGUUUUGCAAGAGCUGUCUUUCCACAUCAAAUCAGGCGAACGCGUGGGUAUCGUUGGGCGAACUGGAAGCGGAAAGAGUUCUCUGACGCUUUCGCUCCUUCGCUGCAUUUUCACAGAAGGCAAUGUUUACUAUGAUGGUAUUCCGACAAGCGCGAUCAAUUUGGAUGCCCUGCGGUCCAAUGUGACCAUCAUACCUCAGAUCCCCGAGCUCCUGAGCGGAACCCUCCGUCAGAAUUUGGAUCUCUUCGAUCAGCACGAUGAUGCGGUGCUUUACGAUGCUUUGCGAGCUGCCGGACUUUUCUCCGUCCAAGACGAGUCCGAGGAAGCGAGGCUGACGCUAGACAGUGCCAUCGCAAGUGGAGGAGGCAAUCUAUCAGUUGGUCAACGCCAGAUUUUAGCUCUGGCUAGAGCUAUGGUCAGAGGAAGCAAACUGCUGAUACUGGAUGAGGCAACUUCCGCUAUUGAUUAUAAAACCGAUUCUGCCAUCCAAUCUUCUCUCCGCAAUGAGCUGCGUGACGUGACCCAGAUUAUCGUUGCACAUCGGCUGCAGACGAUUAUUGAUGCUGACAAAAUUAUGGUCCUUGACGCCGGUAAACUUGUUGAAUUCGGCAGCCCAUGGGAGCUGUUGCAGAAUGAAAAGGGUAUGUUGCGUGCUCUCGUGGAUGAGUCUGGGGACAAAGAAGCAUUAUAUGCGUCGGCUCACGGCAAGCCACUGGCAGAAGGGGAGAGUUCGUAGUUGAGGAUCGUUUGCGAUCUAUUAUACCUGCUGUAAAGGAAUCACCAUGGGUCAAAUAUCAUAUCUAUAUUUUUUUUGUCAAGUGUCGAUCUAUCAGGUUAUUUGCAUGGAGUACCUGAAGAAUAACCUUGUGUAACAAAUCCACAAAUGGGACAAUUUCUUGUGUUCUGACAUCGACGAGGAGGGUUAUUAGAAGAGGACAGGUCUAAACCAAACUGUGGAAGACACUCCUGAUGCACUGCUGGUAUAUGACGGGAUGUAUGUCAACUGGUUCCAGAUAAUGCGGGGAAU
Suillus paluster is the source of this 5220-nucleotide messenger RNA. RefSeq lists its product as uncharacterized. Gene Ontology annotation, molecular function: ABC-type peptide transporter activity; ATP binding; ATP hydrolysis activity. Gene Ontology annotation, cellular component: membrane; fungal-type vacuole. Gene Ontology annotation, biological process: transmembrane transport. Bases 163 to 4929 code for a protein of 1588 amino acids. Lineage: Eukaryota; Fungi; Basidiomycota; Agaricomycetes; Boletales; Suillaceae. The record is from RefSeq and is a predicted model, not a curated record. The transcript is spliced from 37 exons.